GGCGAACGUUUUCAUUGGCUAUGCUGUAAUUUCUCUAUCAGACAAUGGUUUCUUCAUGAUAAUAACCAUAGAAUAUCCUAAACGUAUUCUAAAAGCCUCUGAGCGAUUGUAUCUAGUCUUUUUUAGGGCUCAUACAGAUCAAGAUGGUUUAAAGACGGAAGCAAUUUUUCCUGUAAAGUGUUUUUUGCUGGUAAUAGGUGCCUCUUGAUACAAUGCACCAGUUUUCAAUCUUUUUAUUGCUAAUUGCUGGUCAGGCAGGGCUGUGCCUCUCAAGCAGUGCUAACUGGAACUGCUCUGAGUAUUAUAACAACAGGACAGUGACAACCUCUCGACUAUCUUAUUGCUACACAUUAAUCAGUGGAGCAACCACCAUUUCCCUUGAAGGUCAAGAUCCGCUCUUAAUGAACCCUCUAUCUUCGAGAACGACUUCUGAGAAAGUACUAUUCUGUGCCAAGGCGGCACAAGGAAGAGGGUUUCGGUCCUUUUCCUUAAAAGAUGGUGGGAACUGUAAAGUGGGCGGCACUUAUAGCUAUUUUAGUUGUAGUUAUAACACAUUUUCUGGCAGCUGCAGCAAUCCAACCUAUCCUUGUAUAAGAUAUUUAACAACAUCGUGCCAAUGUGGCACCAGCAGUGGAUUAGGAAAGUCGAACUACUACAACCGUUAUCAUGUCUCCACCAGUUACGGUUCUUAUCUAGGCAUGUGGUUGGAAGUUGAGGAUGUGUUUAAUAACACAGUAGAGAUGUUUAACGCAACGUCUCCAAAAUACAUUGAUCUGUACAAGACCUACAAGUCAGCGAUUAAAGCAUAUGUUAAUGACUCAAAAAUAUGUGGAGUUAAUCUUAAUAACAUUGGUCCCGCAUUCAUCAGACCAAAGAACGGUCCAGGUCCAAUUCUGUUGCAUUUCCAACUUAUGGUGUCCUUUUUCAAUUUAACGAUCGUGCGCGAAAAAUUGGAACAUUUUCCUUAUCAUACGUUGAACGUAACAGAGUUUAGCAUUCGACRGAUCAGUGGUAAUUGUAAAGAAGACCAUAGGAGGUUAUAUCUAAAUCUUAACGGAGGAACUUCCAUUACAUCACCUAUUGUUCAAAAGAGGAGUGGUUUCCCCCUACGUUAUAGCGUCUCUAGCAGCUGCGUUACGCCUCUUCGUACAAAUGUUACCAUAAAAAUCGCUAGCAUUUCGAAGGACGGCUACAUCUCAAACUUUACAACAUUUUGCAGUACAGAGCUAUUGAAUCUAAUCUCAUUAUCACAUUUUUGCCAAAUUCCCCCACUUUCGCUGAACGAGGGGUUGCAUUAUGUAAUCGGUGAAGCAAGGACGCCACAAGAUCCAAGCAUGCAUGGUUUUGAUUACGUCUUCAUGAACAUUACAAAGGGGGAGUUAUUUGCUCACAUAACCGAGGCUACUGGCUGUGUACAUGUUCUGGGCAUCCUAUCCUACCUCAAUGCAAGUGGUUCCUACGAUAAAAAUGCCUUUGCAACAGAUCUAGAAGCAAUCCGGUAUCCGAAUGAUCUCCGAUAUACAUGGGUUUGUUAUAAGACUGGUGAUUCAAUGACCGCUACCACCCCAACGAAAGCACGAAGUCUUCCCUUCGUUGAAAGCGGUGUCCCAAUAUUAGGAAGAUCUGGGGGCUGUUUUGGAUAUGGGCCAGGUCGAUUGAGAGUGACAACCAGAGCCACGUACUUUGAAAGCAGUCAUUUAACUGUUGGUGAAUACGUGUAUUUUAGGGUGUUCAUUGAGAAAGGUGAACGUUUCGCCUAUGUCACUAAAAGCUGUUUGAUUACCCCUGCACCGGAAAAGUUUGGUGUUCGAUGCAAGUUUAACUGUGGCCCUCUGAUGAAGACAACRGCAAGAAUAGGACUAGAACCAGUUUGUGAAGAUCCCGCAGGAUGUAGUAUUAAAUUGGUACAUUCCUGGAAGUUCUUCGUGGACACUGAGAGAGAGAUAGACAAUGGAGACGGAACAUCUGAACGUGUCUGGCAACCAUAUUACGCCAUGAAAACUUUAACUGAAACCACCAACAUUUACAUAGUUGUGGACAAGCUGAGUUUUGAACAAAACAAAACUUACAGAGCACAGCAUAUCGUGAAGAACGACAAAGGUGGCAUUCGAGUAACGAAUUACAAUUUCACAACCAACACUUUCCCGCACUCCGGUACCUGCGAGGCCGAUAAAACCACACUACAAGCGGGAAUAGACACUGUGAAUAUCACCUGUAGAGACUGGGUUGAUGAGCAGCCUUACUUGAGUUAUGAAGCCUGGAUCGUACCGCAUAAUACUGAGCCUAGAUUAGUAUACUUUGGCAAUUCUACUUCAUUCAAGCUGAGGUUGCCAUUAGGGGAUAGUGCGAAUAAUUUCACACUGCAGAUGGAAAUCAAGAUCUUUGACAUUUAUGAAAGCACUAGCUUUUUUAUGAACUUCACAGUUAUUGAACCAAUUGUAGACGACCCUGUCGGUGCGAUGUUCAAUUUGGUAGGACAAGAGGGUGAUGAUGAAGAUGCAAAUGAACAAGAAACGGCGCAGAAGAGUAUCGCUACUCUCAGUUUACUUGGAAACAACUUCGCCUCGAAUAUUUCAGUAGAAAAUAAAACGCUAAUAAGAAACUCAAUUAUCUCCAAGAUGUCUAAUUUUUCUGCAAACGACACUCAAAGUAUCAGCCAAGUCACCGGGGUCCUGAUCGAUUCAACCUCGAAAACAGACGAGCUUUCCUCGGAAGGACAAAUGCAAUCCAUCCAAGCAGCCUUUGGUAUGUCAGAAUCACUUAAAAAUGACAAUUCAACUGACGACCCGGCGAUAUUCGAGCAAGUUGGAACCACUUUACUUCAUUUGACUGGUAAUGUACUUGAUGGAGCAGCAACGAACAACACCAGCACUAAAGAAUCAGGCGCUGCCAAGGCGUUGGGAGAAACUGCCCUAAAUACAAGCAACACCAUCUCCUCGAUGCUGAUUGGUAAAAUGAUGGGAGGAGAAAAAGCAAAAACUUUUCUUACUCCAUCUCUCGGGCUAGAAAUCUCCAAAACCGAAUCAGAUAAGCUACCUGAAACCUAUACUGUUAAUGGUGGAGGUGUUGAUGUUCCUCCAGUCAUGAAGUCACUGAUUGGUAAAGCCACAGAGUGUACUUCAAAUGAAAUAUGCCUGGCUGCUGAUACUUUUGUCAGCACAAAGAUGUUAUUUUCGAACAGCAACCCCUACACUUGGGGUAACGGCAGCCUUGAGGUAAAGUCACCGGUGGUAAGCCUUGAUUAUCUCACGAACGGUGGUGAUACAAUACCUGUAGGAGGGCUAGACACUGACUUUAAACUCUCAAUUCCAACAAAGCCAACUCCGAAACCAAAUAAGACAAGCGAGUUUCCAGACUUCGUGACACCGAAUACAGACUGCGCGAUGCAUAAAUUCUACAUCGCCAACAAUGACACUGCUUUUGAGACGAUCAUAAAUCCCGUGGAAGAAACGUUCGUGACUGUCUUCGUGCGCCACAACAUGAGACCAACUGAAGAAAAAUAUGAUUAUGUUUUUCAUCAUCCAAAUUUAUCUUCGUGUGUUGAGCCUCCCGAGCGUGACAACUGCACUGGGGUCUUCGAUUUUACAGAAUGCAUGGGUCUUAACCGAACUUCAGAGAAAUUAAGCGACGAGAGGUGCGGAGACGUCACAAUUCCUAAUAUCGGUCCCUUUUCCAACAACACAAACCUAACACUUGGCCAAGAAACAUGCAUAGAUUAUCACAAUGCGGUAACAUGCCCAGUUGUUGAAUGCAAUCUUAACAGUAGUGGAAAUAGUAGUGGACAGAACAUCAGUCAGAUCGCUGCAAUUAAUGGAAACCACAGUAGUCUUUGUGGCAAUCUGACUAAUGGUAAUCAUACUUCCGACAACUCUACGAGCAAUAACAAGACAGAUGUUUGUCAGAAAGUGAAGGAUUUUCUUUAUUGCAAAAACGCAAGCAUGGAGAAGUACGAAAAAUGCAAAGRACUUUUAACAAAGAAGAAACUUAUUUACGGAAAAUACGACAAUUGCUCUGAAAAUAUUUAUCGCACAUUCUUUGGCCUUGACAUUUUUCGACAAGGGGGUUGGUACUAUGCAUCAAUUUGUUAUCCUGCCCGACAGAAACAUGUACCAACGACUCCAAAACCUACGACCCCAAAGCCAACCACUCAAGUGCCAACCACUCGAGUGCCGACGACAGAAGCUGAUGGUGAUGGUGAUGGUGAUGGUGAUGGUGGUGGUGAUGGUGAUGGUGGUGGUGGUGGAGGUUGGAGUAGUGUUACUCCAAAACCUACGACCCCAAAGCCAACCACUCAAGUGCCAACCACUCGAGUGCCGACGACAGAAGCCGAUGGUGAUGGUGAUGGUGGUGGGGGUGGGGGUAGCCGAAGACGUGGGAAAGGGGAAAGGGAUCGGAAGAAAAGGUCUUUUAAUAGAGAUCAAACGAAAUGGAUGAAGGAUGACAUUCUGGAUUCGUAUGAAGGGAAUGUAGUAGACGUUACAGAAGACACAACUGAACAUGACGUUUUUAAAAUUGAUAGAGACAUAGAUUUCACUUUAAAACAUUCAUUGGAUGGGCAUUCGUAUGAUUCCAUAAAAGCAAUCGAUGAGAAAACUAAGAAUUAUUUGCCUUUUAAAAACCAAGUGAGAUCCAAUGGGAAAGAAAAAGAAUUGUCUACCUUCAGUGAAGAAAAAGAUUAUGAUUACGAUGCUUUUCUGGACAGCGAAGAAGAAGCAUUUUACUCUAAUGAUGGUGGGGCCUUUGGGAUGAAUACAGAACCAAGAGUUUUGAUUCGCUCUCGCCGCGAAACGACGCCGCGAAAAUGUGCUGUYGUGGAAGAAAAGCCAGCCCCAACCACCCCUCCACCACCGACUGAUUUUCCUCCAGUGAAGCCACAAGUAUUCAACGCGAGCUCUUCUUUGAACUACUCGUUCGAUACCAACCUUUUUACGUGUCUCUUCUGGAAUGCAACAACAGAAUCCUGGAGCACCAACGGAUGUCAGCCCCACAGAAACUCAACGCCAACAUUGCUCAUAUGCAUGUGUAAUCAUCURACCUCCUUUGGCGCCGACAUGCUGGUUGCUCCAAACCCCAUCGACUUUGAUGAGGUCUUCGCAAACUUUGCAAACCUUGGUGAAACUGGCAACUUCUCCGUUAUGUUCACCAUCAUUGGUCUUUUUCUACUCUAUGCUCUUGCUGUAGUUUUGGCUCGAAGGGCAGACAAGCGAGAUGUUCUUUUGGUUUCCAAAACAAGAGUCGGUUCCAUAGAUCCAAGAUGUGGAGGCCAGAAUUACGAGAUUGCUGUUUCCACAGGAACUUUCMGAGGGUCAGGGACAACAGCUAAUGUAGCCCUUACAAUGAUUGGCGAGAAAGGAACAAGUCAGACAAUUCCACUUGUCGAUGAAACUGGUAGUUCAGAAGAGCUUUUGUCACGUGGUAAUGUGGCGUACCUAAUGGUGAAUACCCCUGAAGAUAUCGGAGAUAUUAACUACAUUCGAAUCUGGCACAAUAACAAAGGGAACGAUCCUGCUUGGUUUAUGAGGCAAAUUACUAUUCGAGAUGUGGUGUCAAAUAAGAAAUGGUUUUUCUUACAUAACGAUUGGUUUGCUGUUGACAGAGCAGACGGGAAAAUCGAUCGACGUAUUUACUCCGCAAGUGAAAGCGAAAAGUCGAAGUUUAAGACACUCUUUUAUUCCCAUACAGCGAAAAGCUUCAGCGAUAAGCACUUGUGGAUCUCUGUAAUUCUUCGGCCACCCUCAAAUCCUUUCACUCGGGUGCAGCGAGUAACAUGUUGCUUGUCAUUGCUUCUCUGUGCAAUGUUGGCCAAUGCGAUGUUCUACCAAAAUGGAGGAGGAUCUGAAGAUACCUUGAAGGUUGGCCCAUUUAAGCUGAGCCUGAAACAAAUCAUCAUAGGAAUCGAAAGCGGUCUUAUCGUGGCUCCAGUUAAUGUUCUCAUCAUAACUCUGUUUAGAAAAGCCCGACCAAAGACAAAAGCAGCAGCAGAUCAGAUGGAUGACACCAAAGAAAAAUAUUCAUCGCCAAAAGACCAACCGAACGAUGGAAAAAAGCGGAAUGAUAAAUCUAGCAAAAGCGACCCAGACAACACUAAUAAGACAAGGAAAGAGAAAGUUAAGAAGAAAGGUUUUCCUCACUGGUGYAUUUACAUUGCAUAUUUCCUGUGCGCCAUUAGUGUUCUCGUCUCAGCUACUUUUGUCCUUUUCUACAGCAUGAUGUGGGGCACAGAAAAGUCCAAUGAAUGGAUUACCUCUGUCCUGCUUUCUCUCAUUCAGGACAUACUUUUAAUUCAGCCGUUGAAAGUCGUUAUCUUGGCAAUGAUACUUUCGGCCAUUUUCCGAAAACCACCAGAAGAGGACCCAGAAGAAGAAUUGGAUACCCAACAACAGAAAUCAGAGCAGCAAACUCCAAAAGAUUUUGGCACCAGUAGUGAUAUAUUCAAAUUUCAUGAUAUUAAUCCAGAGCAAUACGAGCCAUUAGAUUCUGAGAAGGUUGAAGACGCACAGGAUUAUCAGAAUAAGAGGAAUACACUACGAUCAACAAUAAAAGAAAUCGUAUGGCACUUAGUGUUUAUUUUGCUGGUGUCAGUGGCUGUGUUUGGCUCGCAGUCUUCUCAUCGUUAUAAACUACAUGAUCAUUUGGAUAAAGUCUUUUCCAAAACAGAACAGGUAACAACUGCAGAUACAUUCUGGUCGUGGUGUGAAACAGUUCUUAUUCCAGGACUUUACGACAACGACUGGUAUAACGAUCGAAAUUUCACCGACGAGAGAGGAGGAUUUAUUUCAAACAAGAAAGGUCUUCUAAUUAGCAUGCCGAGAAUGCGACAAGUACGAGUGAAAGCAGAGGAAUGUACUGCAACCAGAGAUUAUCCAAAACUCCAUGAGAUGUUCCCAAAGUGUUAUUCAGAUUAUUCAAUGUCGAAAGCAGACGAAUCGUCGCCUUUAACCUCUUCCAAUCCACAGGCGUCUACACUAAAUGAUAGUAUACUAAGUGGGGAAAUCGGCUUUGAGAGAAUGUGCUUGCAGCCCUUCAUGGUCCAGUCCGCAGACAAACUGGGUACUCUUCCUCUAGUAACUGAUGACGCAACAUACUCCGGUAGCGGAAUGGUAGCAGAUUUAGGCUACGAUAAUUCAACUGCUAGUGAAGUGAUUGUCAAUCUCAAAGCAGAUCAAUGGAUUACAAGGCAAACCAGGGGGGUAUUUGUUGAAUUUGUCAUAUUUGAGCCGACGUCUAAACUUUAUGCCUUCGCUCGGUUUAUAUUUGAACAGAAAUCAAUCGGUUCAUUUUUUUCAUCAAAGUCUAUUGAGCCUUAUGCAUUGUAUGGCACGGGCAGUUCGGCUUUGGACUCUGUCAUUCUCGCCAUUCAAUUUAUUUUAAUCAUUUUCAUCUUAGUAUGUUUGGUUAAAGAAAUCAUCAAAAUGGUCAAGCUGAAAAUUCCUUACUUCAAAGACGCCUGGAACAUACAUCAACUAUUAAUGCUUGGAUUUACAAUUGGUUUGGUGGUUCUCACCUUGGUAAGGGAUGUUUACGUAGCAAAUCUUAUUAAGACCAUCCAGGACAACCCCUACGCGAGGAUGAGCUUCGAUUAUGUCAAAUAUGGAACAGACGUCUGGAAGACUAUGGCCUCUUUGGUUGUUUUCCUAGCAACGCUAAAACUACUCAAGCUCCUCAACUUCAAUAAGAAGAUUCUUACUUUUGUUCAAGUGUUGAAACUUUCGCGACCGUUUCUGACUUCAUAUGCAUUUUUCUUUUUCGUCGCGUUUUCUGCCUUUGCGCAGUGCGGGAACUUGAUAUUUGGCCAACAACUCCUAAUGUAUUCUAACGUUAUGAGGUCUUUCGUCAAUGUUUUCCAGAUGGCUUUGGGCAAAGGUUUGUUCUUUCAUGACCUCAAGGAUAUAACAGCGACACUGGGACCAUUGUUCAUCCUUUGCUACUUUUUCGUCACGACCAUUCUCUUGGUGAACUUCUUCGUCUCCAUUCUUAACGAUUCGUACGCCGACGGCUCGAAGAAAAUAGAAGACGACACUAACGAAGAAGCAAUUAUGGCCGCGUUCAUGUCUGCCUAUCUCAAGUCCUCCUUGAAAGAUAUUUCAAGAGACCUUAAACAGAUGCGAUCAAAGCCGGGAAGAGGCAGAGGGAGAAGAUUAAAGGGUCAGAAGGAAAUGGCAAAAACAAGAGAGGAAAAGAGAUUGAAGCAGCUGGAAAACGAAGUGUCUUAUUUUCUUUAUUGAAUGGAUUCUUCCAUAAAAUUGCACCUUGCAAGGCACUCUUAAUUUAGAGUCAUUUCGCAUUAACAUGUAAAACAAGAUUAUACACGAAUCGUUAAAGUCAACUUAUUAGAGAUAUUUACACUUGGGGACCUUUGAGGUGUUUCUUAUCUAUUACCGCAGGGCAUGUUAAUCACAAUUUGUGCAACGCCAAAAUUUCUUACUGUCGUUGUUUUAGGUAGAUUUCGAGCUAUUAAUAUUUCUGGUCUAUGAACUGCUGAAACUGGAGCCAAUGUUUAUUUAGCCAAUGUGCCAGAUUCCAUUGAUUUAAUUAUGGCAUAAUAAAGACGUGCCAUUUUUAGAUAUUGAUCUGUCCAAAAUAAUGAUUACAAUAAGCAAAAACCAACUUCCAAAUUCUAAUCCAAUCUAUCGGUUGCCUUGUAUUUGGGUCCUAGACCUGUAAGGUUUUUUCCACCUCAGAGUGCUAAAGUUGAACAAAUAAACAAGCAGGAAUUUUUUCUCCAUCGGCAUGAAAUCCUAAUAAAAGUAUAUUAUUCUUAGCGAAAACGAAGGAAAAAAUCGUAGAACAAAAGAAGAGGAAGUAGUUGCAUUUAUUUCUAUAUCACUUGCUUUCUUUACUUCAGUCAUCUCUGAGAAUUCUUCAUAGGGAAAACGAAGAAAAUUUGCAGAAGAAAAGGAGAUGAAUCCCCGAGCUACUUGCACUUCUUUCUAUAUCACUCGCUUUCUUUUCUCUGAGGGAGAAGUAAUAAUUUACGAUAAGGAUGAGAAUCACUUGCUAAAUGUAGGCAGAAAGCAAAGAUGCAUGUAAGCGAUAUAAAGAAAAAAUAUAACAAAAGAUGACAUCCAUCAUGCUUUAGUACUGGUCUGUAUUAAUUCACUCACCGAUCACACUGAGAUUUUCAGUUAUACACCAUUAUACAUUUUUCUUGCGAGCUGCACGUUUAUAAAUCACAGACAGUCAAUUACAACAUAAGUAUCCAAGUAGGCGUCGCAGUUUCACGGGUCAACUAUUUAAGCCCCCGUGCUCCUUUAAAAUUAUUAUUGAGAUGGACUGUAUCAUUGAGAUAGACUGAUAGAUUGUAUACCGCUCUACAAAAAAAGUAGUGGACUAUUGGAAACCGUGCGUUCUAAUUGGCUAAGGUACUAUUGGUCUAAUACUCAUACACCACGUUUGAACAAAAAUCCUAUGCAUCUGUCAGUUAAGAAAUGAUAAAGAGUCUAUCGAAAUCUGUUUUUUUUUUUUUAUCCUUUCCUAUUAAGACUAGUUUGUUUAUACUAACUGAUCCUCAUUAGCUCCUCGCUCCCCGUAAGCGAUUAACCCGAAGCCCACUUCCGAGAUAUGCUUCGCUUGUCACGCACAAGGGUUUCAAUGUGAGGAUUCGUGCAUCAUAAUGCUCAGUAAUUCGUGACAGAAGAAAAGAAUAGAUUUAAUUUAGCACGUAGCCUCGUACUGAAAACUUUGUGCGUGACAAGCGAAGCAUAUUUCGAGAGUGGGUUAUUAAACUGAUAUUUGUAUAAUAUUUAGUAAUUAUCAUCCAACAUUAUUACGCAUAUGUACCAUAUCAAAAACAAUAAAGCAAUGCAACAUUAAC
Messenger RNA from Actinia tenebrosa (Australian red waratah sea anemone), 9814 nucleotides. RefSeq lists its product as uncharacterized. Gene Ontology annotation, biological process: detection of mechanical stimulus. The record is from RefSeq and is a predicted model, not a curated record. Gene Ontology annotation, molecular function: protein binding; calcium channel activity; calcium ion binding. Gene Ontology annotation, cellular component: membrane. Lineage: Eukaryota; Metazoa; Cnidaria; Anthozoa; Actiniaria; Actiniidae.